AUGGAUAUUCGAUCUGGAAUAGUCUCUUGGCCUUAUGCCUGCCCUGGCGGUUUGAUCAAGAAGCUGCAAUCCCAACACAGGCGAGAUGUUCGAAAAAUCAAAUCUCUCGAUACCUGCUAUACGAAAAACGGUAGCUGGGGCAAGUAUGCAUGUGCUAGCGACUUGGGCAUCGUGCACAAGUUUAUCAGGACUAUAGACGCGCUUGAGGAGCUCAGUAUCAGAACCCUCGAGGAAGAUGUAUCCGGCCUUUGGCCAGUCAUUUUCCGGCAAGCGGGUUCCUUAACGCCGUAUCGCGAUUGCAAUUUCGUCGCCGUGACACCGGAGACAGUGAGCGAGAUUGCGUCUAGGCUUCCUCAUCUGGCCCAUUUGGGGAUAGACGUCUCAUUGCAGGAUGCAGAAGCUGCACUGAAAGAGGUGGUUAAGCCCCCGGGGCAACCACAAGAAGAGUCCUCUAUCGAUGAGCUUGUGAAGAUGAGCAGCCUUAGAGAAGUCGAACUGUUCAUCAAACUCCCGAUGGAGCCAUCUUCUUUUUGUGGACGAAACACAUUCAGCUCCGUCGGCACCACGUCAAACCCAUCAAUCAAGCCCAAAGUCAGUCUUCGCCUAGCUGAAGGUGUUUUCAACAAGUUUCGCACACACGAUGCCCAAUCUUCACUUGAGAGAGUGAGCAUUCACUUUCUUCGCAACUCCUAUGAAGAUCGUGGCCAAUACAGUGCACUACACUCAACAGUCUCUGUGGCAAUGAACGAAACAGGGGUUGAGAAACAAGUAGAUCGAAGCUGGCAGUCGGAUCCUGCGGAGAUGUCCAUUGAGCUUUGGAAGGAAAUUAGGCAGGCGGAUUCUGAAUUCGCGGGAUGA
Molecule: messenger RNA, 858 nt
Organism: Clonostachys byssicola
Lineage: Eukaryota; Fungi; Ascomycota; Sordariomycetes; Hypocreales; Bionectriaceae
Source: the annotation of a GenBank genome assembly